This is a messenger RNA of Drosophila ananassae, 5038 nucleotides long. It is a transcript of the gene FAM21, whose product is annotated as WASH complex subunit 2. The transcript is spliced from 4 exons. NCBI's taxonomy places the organism in Eukaryota, Metazoa, Arthropoda, Insecta, Diptera, Drosophilidae. The coding region runs from base 114 to 4673 and encodes 1519 amino acids. The record is from RefSeq and is a predicted model, not a curated record.
UAAUGAAUCUCGUGAGGCAGCACGAAUAAAAACCCAUCUCUAUUAUCAAAUACCAGUGUUUUUGUUGCAUUGUUUAUUAAUUUUUCGAUUUGGAUAUCUGCACUGCACCGAUAAUGGAUAUAAGUGCAGAUGUAGAGCAGAUCAUAGCCAAGGCGCCGAAUUGGAACAUCGAGGGUGACGUCGCCCUCUUGGAGUUGAUGAAGCGCAUUUCCCAGAAUUUGAAAGAAAGGGGUGAGAAGACUUCACGCAACUUUCAAGAGUUCGAGACCAGCGUCAAACGUGCAGAUAUAGCCCUUAACAAUGCCACGAACAGCUUGCGCGCCCUCCAGUUUGGUCAUCAGUUUGUGGAAUAUAGGGUGGAAGAUGUUAAGGACGAAGAUUUGGCCAUGCCCCAGGUUAAAAAGAAGCCUGAGACCCCACCCAUGAGCUCGGAGGAAAUGGGCAAAAAGUUUUUGGAGAACAACUUGAAAAUGCUCCGCAAGAACUACGAACCGGUGACCAUCGAAGUGCCGGAUUCAGAUGACGAGGAUGCACCAGUCACCACUACCACGGUGUUCCGAGCCAAAGAUCCGUACGACGCCAUUCCACUGCCUUAUAUUAUUGGAUCUAAAGAGUGGAAUGAUCACAAAUACGCUGGACUUUAUGACAGUAGAGAAAAUAGUGAGGAUGAAAGGUCUGAAGAGUUCUCCUCAAGUUCAUCUGAUGAGAGGGAACCUGUACCAAAGGCCACCCCAACAACAAAGCUUGCGAACAAACCCGUUGAGCCUCACUUGUCGGACUCCUCUUCAUUAGCCUCGUUGGCUAAGGAACCAACACUUAUAUCUCCUUCGAAGGUCCCCAAUCUUCUUCCUGUAACAUCAACGUUACCGGCUGGUCCGGUCACGGAGCCUGCCCCAAGGUCUUCACAGCCGCGUCCCAUUAUAAGCAGUCAAAGGAACCCGCAUGAGCAUGAUAUGUUUGCGGCGCUGCGGCAAUCACCGCCAAGCGAUGAUCCGCCAUCGACUUCCUCCUCCCCAAGAUCUUCACCAGCUUUUGGCAAUGCUCCUGGGCGGAUGCCAAAGGUAUCGACGGCAUCGAUCAGUUCCAGUAGCAACAGCCCGGCACAUCAACCGCCACCAAUACUCUUUGAUGAAGCCAUUGCCCCCCCGACCUCCAAGGCAGCUCAGUCCCCAGAAACUCCCAAGCCAGCUGAAAUCAAGCCAAGCCAAGUUAAGCGCAAGCCUGUGAAUAUUUUCAGCGAUGAUGAAUUUAAUUCGUUUAUGUCGGAAAUCACACAGAAGGUGCAAGCUAAGGCAGGAAACAGUUCAAAUAACACACCAACUGAGACUGUGAGUCCCAGUAAGGGUUUGCCAAAGAAAACACAGCCUGAAGCGCAGAAAGUUACAUCGGAAAGUCCUACAAAAAUAAAUCCAAUUGCUCCAACACCCUCUGUACCGAAACGAGUGAAUUUAUUUGAUGAUAGCCCACCUUUAAGUCCAACACCUACCCCCAGCUCGACAUCGACAUCAAGAGAAAUCCCACCUAAGGCCGCCGAAAAGAUUCCAAUCAAAUCCCAUUCUCAUGAUGCUCCUGCCUCAAGAACAAUGCAGACAAGUGACCUUCCGUCUAAGAAACCACCAAAAGGAUUGCCGAAAUCAUUAUUUGAUGAUGAUUUGGAGGACGACGACUUCUUGAGUUCAUUUAACCCGAAACCAAAGCCACCAGAACAAAAACAAAAACCAAAAUCCCUAUUUGAUGAUGAUGAUUUGGAUGUAGAUGAUAUUUUUACCAAACCAUCCACUAAACCAAACACUCUCUCAAACAAAGUAGCAGGCAAAUCCAGCUUAUUUGAUGACGAUGACCAAGAUGAUGUCACGGAUUUGUUUGGCUCCAAGAAACUAACCACAAAGAAACCCGAAGAGUCCCCGCCAAAGACUCUGCUUGAAAAAAGGGCUGAAGUUCCAUCUCCCAUCGUCCAUAAAAAAGGUCUGUUUGACGAUAUUGAGGAUGAAGAUUUGUUUGGGACACCAAAGGCUAAGAAUUUGUUUGCGAGAAAUGAGAAGAUUCUCCCUGUUUCACCAGAAAAAGCUCAAGGGGAUGUAGAACAAGAAAGUGAUUUCAAAGAGAUUAAAAAAAAGGCAUUUGAGAACAAAGAUUUUAGUCAAGUAGUACCGGAUGAUACGCCGAUUCCCAUUCUUAAGGAUAACACUCAAACCACUGUAAGUGUAGACACACAAGAGGCUAAGGAUGAGUUAUUCCCUGCCGUCCCUCAAUCAGCUUCCAAAAAACCUACUGAUUUGUUUAAGGACGAUUUCAGUGAUGAUGAUUCAUUCUUGACAAUGUCAAAGCCCAAGGCUAAGCCUCAAGACUCUAGUGAGAAGAAACCAACGAUCAAACCUGUUGAAAGGAAGUCAGUGCCUCAAAGGCAAGACAUUCCUAUUCCACAAAGCGAACCAGAUAAGUUAUUUAGUGAAGAAAUAGUCGAAGAUGACACCUUUUUGGAUGAAUCCAAGCCGAAGAGUAAUCCAAAUGCCCCUGAAAAUACAAAGAAAAUUAUUGAACCAACUGAAGAUUUGAUCAAAAAUAUUGGUCCGGAGGAGAUUCCGACGGAUCAGAUAGAUACAGAUCCAGUUAAGAAACAAAAUGAUAGCUUAGCAGACACGUUCUCCCCAAUCUCCGAGACCCCACCGCCCGACGACCAUCAAAAGGAUCAAGAUCCAGUUAUCGCAAUGGUGGCCGAUAUAACCAAUAAGUCACCGAAAGCAGAGUCCAAGCCGCGUCCUGCAGCGGAUCUUGCCGCAGCUCAGCAGAUUAUGCAGAACUACACAAGCCUCUUUUCUGAAGAACCGCCCGAUGAUAGCGAGUUUUUCCAGACGCUCGGAAGCAGCGGAUUGAGCAGCUUAAGUGCCUCAAAAAUCUUUGACCACGAACAGGACUUCUUUGAACCAGCUUUGCCCAAGGUUCCAAGUGUCACUAAAUCAUCUGUGGUGUCACCAAGCGAAGUCCUCCCUUCGCCAUCCGAUUAUGGAGGCAUGCGCUUGUUCAGUGAUGUUCCUCCCGAAGACAUUGACGAAGUAGAGCCAGAAAAGAAUGUGGAAUCUCAAAAGGUUCAGUCCUCGUCCACCACCACCCGUAUUCAUACGAUUUUCUAUGACGAUUUUAGUGAAACAGCUAGGGCAGGAACAGUGCCCACAACUCCGAUACAUUCCGGGUUCGAGGAGAAGCCACCUCCAGCCGACGAGCCCGAUCGUAGCAAAGGGAAGGAAGCCUCUGAAUUGCCAACUCCGACAUCUCCUGUAAAGAAACUUAAAAUGCCCAACAUCAAUAUCAAUGUGCAGGCCCUGCUUCCUGGCUCAGGAGUUCGGCCCAAAGUACUCAAAAAGCAAGUGACUCCGCAUUCGGAAGAAGAAGCUGCCGUUCCAACCCAGGCUGAAAUCUUAGUAACUAGCCCAAAGGAACCUGUCACUCCCCAAUCGGUGACAGACGGUGGUCUGCAGCAUGUAAACAAGACCCGUGCCCGGGGACCCCCACGCCGACGACCCUCGACCAGAAAGGGAAGAAAGGAAAACUAUGAGAAGAGCUUGCUAGAAGAUGAAAGGAUAAAUCAAGAAGAGGAAGGAUCAACUUCCGCCCAGCCAGCUUCAAAACCGAAUUUGUUAUCUUCUCCGGGAGCCCUUUUCGACGAGCCUCCAGAGGAUCUUCCUACACCCGAGAAGGCCCCAGUUAUUACCAAAAAACCUACUCCUCCCACGAUAACUAAAUCUUUCUUGGAUAGCCCCGAUGAAGAUGAUUUUCUAUUCAAUCCUGUCAAGAAACAGUCAUCUGUCGUGGCAAAACCAGUUUCAAUUCCAACCAAUUCAACAACUGCAAUUCAUAACGAGCCUCCAGAGGAUAAAGCACCACUAAAAGUUCCAACUAGCCGGAAGAAUGUAUCCUUUUUGGACAGCUCAGAUGAAGAUGAUUCUCUGUUUAAAACAGAGAACAUACGGCCGCCGGUGGGAAGGAUAGCUCCUCCUGUGGCAAAAUCUAUUGCUAGCGAUACUUCGAAGGAUCUACCGAAGAAUAUCAUGAUUCCAAAGGCAGGAAGCUCCUUUUUGGAUAGCGACAACGAAGAUGUUUCACAGUUUUCGUCAGUGAAGCCUCUGUCAGUUCCUCCAGCCAUGCCAAAGCCGGCUUUGGCGACCGAGACGGUUUCUGCUCCUGAAAGGAAUGUAUUUGCUCCCCCCAAUCCCUUGAGGACAAAUGAGCCACCUAAAUCCCAAUCCAAAACAGCCCCAAUAAAAUCCAUCAAAUUAUUCGACGACAGCGAUGAUGAUGACGACCUGUUUGCCACAUCAAGUGUGCCUGCACCCGUUCCCACUGCCCAGACCACCUCCCAACCAACUUUGCAAAGAAAACCGCCAUCCAAGCCGAAGGCUUCUCUGUUCAGCAGCGAUGAAGAUGACCAACUGAUUCCUGCCAAGACAGCUCCCAAGAAGAAACUGCCCAUCAAGACGACCAAAAGUCUCUUCAGCGACGAUGACGAUGAUGAUGAUCUGUUUGGAGGAGGGGGAUCUACUUCCAAAGCUGGCACCUCCAAGCAGACGAGGGCUUCAAGCCGUUCUGUUACUAAACCCGCUCCCAGCAAGACCUCCACAGCGGGCUCCGCAAAAACUCCCAGCGAUAAUCCCCUAGCCGAUUUGCUUUUUGAGUGAAAACAUUAUUGCCUUUUAUUACAAAUAUGUACAAUUGUCGAUCUGUGGAUGGUUAGACUGUCGAUCAGAGUAUUGUUAUCCGUAUUUCUAGUAACUAAAAUAAACAAUGAAUAUCAAUUCCGAUGAGCGGUCGAUUCUUAAAACUAAUAACUUGGGGUUUCGUUGUGAUCUGGUCACAAGAUAGUCGAUGAUUUAACCAGUUAUUCUAUAGCUACGUCUACAACCUCGCUAUUUGCAGAAUCAAUUGUUUGAAAAAGCAAUUAUUUCAAUGUUUGUGUGUCUGAUGGAAAACAGGUUCCCUAUUUGAUCUUUUGAACUAAUUGCGAUGAUAGCUUCCUUUAUUUACAAUAAAAAUUGUUAGGAAA